Manis javanica (Malayan pangolin) is the source of this 2722-nucleotide messenger RNA. Lineage: Eukaryota; Metazoa; Chordata; Mammalia; Pholidota; Manidae. The record is from RefSeq and is a predicted model, not a curated record.
CCGGGGCUGGGUGGGAGGGGGCGGGUGCCGCCGCGCGCGCACCCGCGGAGGAGCGGCCUAAGCGAGCGCGAGCCGCCCGCGUGUCGGAAGGCAGCGGGCGCUGCGCGCGGCUGGGGCAUCAUGGUCCCCCUGCUCCUCCUCCUCCUCCUCCUGCUGCUGCUGCCGCCGCUGCUGCUUCGGCCGCGCCUCUGGCCGCAGCUGCGCUGGCUCACGGCGGACUUGACCUUCGCGGUGCGCGCCCUACGCUGCAAACGGGCUCUCCGAGCGCGCGCCCUGGCCGCGGCUGCCGCCGACCCGGAAGGUCCCGAGGGGGGCUGCAGCCUGGCCUGGCGCCUCGCGCAACUGGCCCAGGAGCGCCCCGCGCACACCUUUCUCGUUCACGGCGCGCGGCGCUUCAGCUACGCGGAGGCUGAGCGGCAGAGCAACCAGGCCGCGCGCGCCUUUCUACGCGCGCGAAGCUGCGGCGCGGGAGUCGGCGCCCCGGACGCGGCGGCCGGAAGCGGCGCGGCGCGGGCCGUGCGGGAAGGGGAUGGCGCGGCCCCUCUGGCACCUGGGGCCACCGUGGCGCUGCUGCUCCCCGCCUGCCCAGAGUUCCUGUGGCUCUGGUUCGGGCUGGCCAAGGCCGGCCUGUGCACGGCCUUCGUGCCCACCGCCCUGCGCCGGGGUCCCCUGCUGCACUGCCUCCGCAGCUGCGCGGCGCGCGCCCUGGUGCUGGCGCCAGAGUUCUUGGAGUCCCUGGAGCCCGACCUGCCGGCGCUGAGAGCCAUGGGGCUCCGCCUGUGGGCUGCAGGCCCUCAGACCCAUCCUGCUGGAAUCAGCGAUUUGCUGGCUGAGGCCUCAGCGGAGGGGGAUGGGCCAGUGCCAGGGUACCUGUCUGCGCCCCAGAGCCUAACGGACACGUGCUUGUACAUCUUCACCUCUGGCACCACGGGCCUCCCCAAGGCUGCUCGGAUCAGCCACCUGAAGAUCCUGCAGUGCCAGGGUUUCUACCAGCUGUGCGGCGCCCGCCAGGACGAUGUGGUCUACCUCGCACUCCCACUCUACCACAUGUCUGGCUCCCUGUUGGGCAUUGUGGGCUGCCUGGGCCUUGGGGCCACAGUGGUGCUGAAGUCCAGGUUCUCAGCCGGUCAGUUCUGGGAGGACUGCCAGCAGCACAGGGUGACAGUGUUCCAGUACAUCGGAGAAUUAUGCCGAUACCUUGUCAACCAGCCCCCGAGCAAAGCUGAACGUGGACACAGGGUCCGGCUGGCGGUGGGCAGUGGGCUGCGCCCAGACACCUGGGAGCGUUUCGUGCGGCGCUUUGGGCCCCUGCAGGUGCUGGAGACUUACGGACUGACCGAGGGCAAUGUGGCCACCUUCAACUACACAGGACAGCGGGGCGCCGUGGGGCGAGCAUCCUGGCUUUACAAGCAAGUCUUCCCCUUCUCUUUGAUUCGCUAUGAUGUCACCACAGGGGAACCGAUCCGGGACACCCAGGGGCACUGUGUGGCCACAUCUCCAGGUGAGCCAGGGCUGCUGGUGGCCCCGGUGAGCCAGCAGUCUCCAUUCCUGGGCUACGCUGGGGGGCCAGAGCUGGCCCAGGGGAAGCUGCUGCAGGAUGUCUUCCGGCCAGGGGAUGUUUUCUUCAACACCGGGGACCUGCUGGUCUGUGACAGCCAAGGCUUCCUUCGCUUCCAUGAUCGUACUGGAGAUACCUUCAGGUGGAAGGGGGAGAAUGUAGCCACCACAGAGGUGGCAGAGACCCUGGAGGCCCUGGAUUUCCUUCAGGAGGUGAACGCCUACGGAGUCGCUGUGCCAGCUCUACACCCAUGUCUCUGAGAACUUGCCACCUUAUGCCUGGCCUCGAUUCCUACGGCUACAGGACUCUCUAGCCACCACAGAGACCUUCAAGCAGCAGAAGGUACGAAUGGCAAAGGAGGGCUUUGACCCAAGCACGCUGUCCGAUCCGCUCUACAUCCUGGACCAGGCUGGGGGAGCCUACUUGCCCCUCACACCUGCCCGGUACGGGGCCCUCCUAACUGGCAACCUUCGCAUCUGAGAGCCUCCAUGCCGAGCGCCCAAGGCGCUACUUUGUGGGGUAGGGGCAUUGCAGGCCUGUAGGGGCUGUCAGGGGCCUUUUCUAUACCAGAUUUGUAAUCAUUAUUUUGUAAUAAAUGGGGCUGGAGCCAAGCUGGCUCUGCCUUUUUGACCUACAGUCCCCGUGUGUAGACCUGCUUUUCCACCUGCUGUUUUCUCCCGGCACAGAGCCGCAGGCACCCCUGCCCUGACUUUGUGUGGCCUGAGCUUGGGGUCCGGUCCUGGCGUUCUUCCUCUCGGGUUCUCCUUGUCCUUGGAGAACCCUGGUGACUCAUGUCUGUCUGUGCUCGAGUGUGUCCCAUCCCGGUUUCAUUCCCUGGGUCCAGGGCCCCCACUGUUCUCCCUGGGGAGCCGGAGGACACAAAGGGCUAGCUCGAAUGGCAGAGGUGGACAGAAGCCCAGAACCACGGCCUGCUGUGGCAGCCAGAAAGUCUCACAGACAGCUAUAGUGGGUUGGAGAAGAGUCUUAACCAGGCCAAACAAGUUUAAUUUCAGGCAAAAGGACAUUCUAGAUGCCCCUCUGCUCACAGCUGUCUCUGAUGAGCCCAGCAGCAAGUGGGAAGGUUGGCGCCAUUCAGAUGUUUAUAAUUCUACUAGUCGUAGCCAUACAUUCCCAGAAGUAGCAGCCCAGAAGUAGACUGGAGCC